Messenger RNA from Myotis myotis, 2231 nucleotides. It is a transcript of the gene TERF2IP, whose product is annotated as TERF2 interacting protein. Gene Ontology annotation, cellular component: shelterin complex. The coding region runs from base 180 to 1397 and encodes 405 amino acids. The transcript is spliced from 3 exons. Gene Ontology annotation, molecular function: telomeric repeat DNA binding. The record is from RefSeq and is a predicted model, not a curated record. NCBI's taxonomy places the organism in Eukaryota, Metazoa, Chordata, Mammalia, Chiroptera, Vespertilionidae. Gene Ontology annotation, biological process: telomere maintenance via telomere lengthening; regulation of DNA-templated transcription.
AGUGAAGUCCCAAUCGAGGUCGGAAGCCCCGCCUCUUCCGGAGAGAAGGGGCGGGCACUCCUUGCGCGCUGCCGCCGCGCAGGCGCAGUGAGGGGUUUCGCAGCCGCGGCGUCCGGAGCGGUACCUCAGGUCCGUCCGUGGUGCUCAGUGCCUAGUUCUUCUCGUCCUCUGCGUCAGCUAUGGCGGAGGCGAUGGAUGUGGGCAAAGACAACGGGCCCACUCAUUCCUCGACUCUGUUCGUGAGGGAAGAUGGCAGCUCCAUAUCCUUCUACGUGCGUCCCAGCCCGGCGAAACGCCGGCUCUCGACGCUCAUCCUGCACGGCGGCGGCACCCUGUGCCGGGUGCAGGAGCCGGGGGCCGUGCUGCUGGCCCAGCCCGGGGAGGCGGCGGCCGAGGCCUCGGGCGACUUCAUCUCCACGCAGUACAUUCUAGACUGCGUGGAGCGCAACGAGAGGCUCGAUUUGGAGGCCUAUCGGCUGGGCCUGGCCCCGGCGGCCGACCCGGCAGCGGAGACGAAGAGCGGGGCUCCGGCCGAGCGCGCCGCCGUGGAGCCCGAGGGGCCGCCGCUCACGGGGCGGGUCGCCUUCACCGACGCGGACGACGUGGCCAUCCUCACCUACGUGAAGGAACAUGCCCGCUCGACCAGCUCCGUCACGGGCAACGCCUUGUGGAAAGCGAUGGAGAAAAGCGCGCUCACUCCGCACUCGUGGCAGUCCCUGAAGGACCGUUACUUAAAGCACCUGCGGGGCCAGGAGCACAAGUACCUUUUGGGGGACGCCCCCGUGAGCCCGUCCUCCCAGAAACUCAAGCGGAAAGCGGAGGAAGACCCGGAGGCUGCCGACAGCGGGGAACCACAGAAUAAGAGAACUCCCGACUUGCCUGAAGAAGAGGAGGAAGAGGAGGAAGAAGAGGAAGAAGAAUUUGUAAAGGAAGAGAUCAAGGAGAAUGAAGAAGCAGUCAAAAAGAUGCUUAUAGAAGCCACCCGGGGGUUUGAGGAGGUUGUGGUGGAGGAAAGCCCUGAUUUUGAAAUACACAUAACAAUGUGUGAUGAUGAUCCACCCACACCUGAAGAAGACUCAGAAACACAGCCUGAUGAGGAAGAAGAAGGAAAAGUUUCUCCACCAGAAGUGGGAGCUGCAAUUAAGAUCAUCCGGCAGUUAAUGGAAAAGUUUAACUUGGAUCUGUCAACAGUUACACAGGCCUUCCUAAAAAAUAGUGGUGAGGUGGAGGCUACCACCUCCUUUUUAGAGUCUGGUCAGAGGGCUGAUGGGUAUCCCAUUUGGUCCCGACAGGAUGACUUAGAUUUGCAAAAGGGUGAUGAGGAUGCCCGAGAUACAUUGGUUAAAAAAUUUGGUGCUCAGAAUGUAGCUCGGAGAAUUGAAUUCCGAAAGAAAUAAUUGACAGGAUAACAAGAAAAGAAAAGAGGUGUGGCAGAUGAGGUGGUAUUUUGUGACCAUUGAACUUCAGAGAUUUUUAUGUUGGAACUGACACAUCUUCUGACCAAAUGCUGUCAUUGCUCUGUGAGUCCAAGAUUUUAUAGCCACGCAGAGUUGUGUAGGACAAAAAUAAAAGAUAUUGGAUAUAUUUAGAGCUGUCCCUGGCAGUAUCAGUGUUUCUUGAAGGAAAAUAUAAACCAGAGAGAGGUUGGUCUACAUAGUAAUCUUUUUUUUGGAAUGGAACCUGUAUCUUAUUGUACAGGAGUUAAUAACCCAGUCAAAGGAAGAAAAUUGGAAGACAGGUCUUUUCAGGCAGUGUGAAUAAAGAGCCUCCUGUCCUUUGGCAGAAGCGCCUCUAGAUUGUGAUAGAUUCUAAGUCAAGAAUUUAGAAAUAUGGAAAGAUUUCAUUACAAGGCCUUGAACAUGGAUUACCCCAAACCUUUGCAUCCCUCAGUGAGCUCUGAUUUCUAAGAUCAUCCGACAGUUAAUGGAAAAUUUAACUUGGAUCUGUCAACUACUUUGAAAACCCCAUGUUUCCUUUGCUAACUUAAUAUUUGGGGACCCUGCUCCUUGGCUGUUCUUUGAGUUCUUGUCAGUCAAGCAUCUAACAUUCUUUACCUAUCACCCAGUUUUGUUUAGAGAGUCUCAAGAAUAGUCUUACUUGGUUACUAGUAAUAAUGUGUUUCUAUUUGUUGAGGAUAAUUUUGUGAUAAGCUUGUGUUAGAGUUAAAAAUUAGUGAAUUAAUUCCUCUUCGUUGUGUUGCUUUUGUUAUUGAAAAUAAAUGGAACUUUGUA